Messenger RNA from Macroventuria anomochaeta, 1428 nucleotides. RefSeq lists its product as uncharacterized. NCBI's taxonomy places the organism in Eukaryota, Fungi, Ascomycota, Dothideomycetes, Pleosporales, Didymellaceae. The record is from RefSeq and is a predicted model, not a curated record. The coding region runs from base 243 to 1256 and encodes 337 amino acids. The transcript has a single exon.
CCAGAGAAGAGCGCCGAUCAAUUAAUCCGGCCGAUGUAACUUUUGACAUGCUCACGUGUGACCUCAUACUACGCAUUUCCAAAACAACAAGUCGGUAGACUCUGAUCCCAUCGACUAGCCUGGUACCUCUGGACGUUCUCGCGUACGGGUCACGUGCAAUCACUUUCACACUCCGGGCACCCCACCUGCCAUCCCACUCGCUACAGCCACCCUCGAGUAGCUUCAGGCGCACUCACCACGAUAUGUUCCGCCGCCCAGGCACCGGCCCGUCCAAGGCGUCAGCCACCACGCUCUGCCAGAAGUGCCUCCAGCGCGGCCACUACAGCUACGAGUGUAAAGCCACGGCGCAGGAACGCCCCUACAAGUCCCGCCCAUCCCGCACCCAGCAGCUCCUCAACCCGCAGCUCAAGCCCAAGCUCACCACCGAGGUCCCCAGCGACCUCGUCCGCAAGAAAGGCGUCGCCGACGACAUCCUGAAGAAGAAGGAGCUCGAGCGAGGCAGAGCAGUCGGCCGCAAACGGAGUAGGAGCAGGAGCAGGAGCAGAAGCAGAUCAGACUCCGUAGACUCCGUGUCCACGAUCUCGACAAGCGGGAAAGCGAGCCGUUCCCGCUCGCCACCACCGCGACGCCAGAAGCACGAUGCGCGGGGGAAGCGCAGCAGGCGCUCGGCUUCCAUGGACUCGCGGUCCUCGCUCGACUCGCGGCACAGCGGCGACUGCGAGCGCAACACGCGGCGGCGCAUGAGCUCGUUCAGCCCGGAGCAGCGUGGGCGGCAGAGAGGAUCGCGCGACGAGCGUGUUGGGAAGAGCAGGGAGAGGAGCACGAGUCACGGUAGACACGGCAAGCGGGCUUUGCGCCGGAUGUCGACUUCACGCAGCCGGUCGAGGGACAGGAGCGCGGACCGUAUGGAUACAGCAGAUGAUCGAGCGUCAAAGCGCAGUGUAUCGAGAUCGAGGUCACCGAGGCCACAGCGAGGGGGUUGCAGUCCGAGCCUGUCCUCGAAACGUCGCGCUGCACGUCGGUCGCCGAGUCCGCAACGCGAGAGGGGUGGGGGAUUUGGGAACGGGAGACGCGCACGUGAGGAACCACGUGCUGGAGGGAGGAACAGGUUCGAUGACGGGCCUGUAGAGAGGCAUGGGGGAAACGGCCCACCGCCACCGGCUGCGAGACAACCGCCUCCUCCUGCGCCCAGGGUGAGGAGCUUGAGUCCGUUCAGCAAGCGCGUUGCGCUGACACGAGCCAUGAAUGCUGGGUAGAAUGGCACACGGGACUGGUUGUAUUGCGAUGGAGCGAGUUAGGUCUUGAGUAUGCCCGGUUUUGACUCGGCUGUGUCAUUGGCUUUUAGAUACCCUACAUGCUGCACUAUCCAGACGUGGUAUCGACUCCCUGCUCUUCGCUUCCAGGUCUGCUCUGCUCGGCUCUGCCCGG